This is a messenger RNA of Strongylus vulgaris, 246 nucleotides long. The record is from the annotation of a GenBank genome assembly. NCBI's taxonomy places the organism in Eukaryota, Metazoa, Nematoda, Chromadorea, Rhabditida, Strongylidae.
AUGGCGGAGGGCUUACCAUCAUCAGGCACAGAACAAGAAACGACACCUCCACCCAAGAAAACCUUGCCCAUGGAAUGUCUUCAGCGUUUACAAAAGUUUGACGAAGCACUUACAUCGCUUGAGAUAGCGCUAGCGCCAAUUCUUGAAGUUGGCUUUGACGAUCAUCUGAAGAGAACGCCUUUAGAACUCGUACAAGUGGACGUUAUGACAAUGUUUGUGUUAAACUCGCUGGGAUGGUGUUUAACA